This is a messenger RNA of Pangasianodon hypophthalmus (striped catfish), 4898 nucleotides long. It is a transcript of the gene pparaa, whose product is annotated as peroxisome proliferator-activated receptor alpha a. The transcript is spliced from 7 exons. Gene Ontology annotation, biological process: positive regulation of transcription by RNA polymerase II; hormone-mediated signaling pathway; cell differentiation. The record is from RefSeq and is a predicted model, not a curated record. Gene Ontology annotation, molecular function: RNA polymerase II cis-regulatory region sequence-specific DNA binding; nuclear receptor activity; zinc ion binding. Gene Ontology annotation, cellular component: nucleus. Bases 1900 to 3339 code for a protein of 479 amino acids. NCBI's taxonomy places the organism in Eukaryota, Metazoa, Chordata, Actinopteri, Siluriformes, Pangasiidae.
UGGGUGAUACGAUCUCAGGCAGAAAUCCAUAGCUUAACCACAAGGCCACCCUAAAGUCAUCUGACCACCAACGCAUGCAAGGGGAGCUUAUUGCCAGAGCAUGAAGUUCUCCCACUCUUUUUUUCUCAAGUGAUUGUUAGCAAAAAGGCAGUUUGCAGAGACACCUAUUUCAGUUUGGCAUCAUGUAUAGACUCAUAAGGAAGGGCCUUAAGUGACUCCAGCACAAGUGGGGGAUACCACAGCAGGGUUUUUUUUUUUUUUGGGUAUGUGGGUAUCAGGGUAUCUGUGGUGGAUGGAGGUGCGUCACCAUUUUCAUGAAGGUCUUAAUAAGUUUAUGAGACCCCAGCGAGAUGCAGUUCCUAAUGCUAUGGUGUGCUGCAGUUGCCACCAUAUAAAACAUUAGGGUACUGUAAUUGGGGACUUGCCACUCUCUUGCAGUCCCUGAAUAAAAGUUUGUAUAUUGGAAGUCAGGCAAUGCACUGGAUCCAGCCAUCGAGGUGCAUGCCAUUCACACAACAGUUUCCACCAAAGGGCAUACACGGUCCAUGUACACAUUCAACCCACAGGCACAGGCCACAAGCAGGAAUCUGUAGGCCUUAUUAACUUGGUAGUGGUGAAGAGGUCCACCUGCACCUUGUCAAACCUUUCCUACAUCUGAGUUACCACUUUUGCAUGCAGAAUGCCACUCUCCCGGGCCUACUCUGUCUUGACAGCGUGUCCGCUGCACUCAGAACUGGUAAGAGGAAGCCAAUUCUACCUGGUGUCCCUGCAGCACCAGUAAAGAAAGUGCACACAGGGCAGAUUUUGCACAGUUGAUUUGCACUCCAGUAGAAUGGAUUGUGCUAAUUGCACUUGGCACUGUCCAUAAACUAGUAAUAUAUUUCCCACAUCCUGGCCUCGGUGUUCCCUUGCUAUUAAAAAGGAGGCGAGAGAUGAACUUUUGUAGAUUACUGCGAAUGUUCCAGUUCUAAAAGUAAUAUGGCUAACAUAUUGCCAGUGUGUGUCACAAGAAUAUCAUAAGUUCUCAGUAGAACAUCUAGCUAAGAAGGCCAGCAAUACUACCAAGGGAAAAGCAUAAUGUUGCUUAAUGUUUCAUUAGAAAAGGAACUUGCUAUGUAAAAAAUACUCUCACCAAGAGUAGAAUAGAUGAAGCUCCAACCAUACACACAAGCUGCAAAGCUCCAUAUGGUGUACGUUAAGUCCGACACGUGUACGGGGUGGGAAGAAGAAAGGGAAAGAUGGUUGUAUGACAGUAAUAUUUAUUGGAAAUACUAUGUAAUUGUGACUUUGUUGGAAGGUCUCUGCACCUAGCAUGGGUUAAAUAGAACAAAGCUAACUAACUUUCUUUCUUUCUUUCUUUCUUAUUAUGCAAAACAAACUAAAGACUACCACAAUGUCUCGACUUCAUUCUUUCUUUCCAAAAGCAUGGCUUGCUUGCAAAGAUUUUGAAAUUCAUUUAAGAGUCUGCACAAAAACCAUGCACCUACUAUUCCCUAGUCACUGACCUACAUUCCCAAAACUGAUGUCUGCCUGUGUUGCUCCCCAGUGAGAAUGCAUGUGGCAACACUUGUCUGUGCAUGUUUGACACAGCCGGGCUCAGGGAAUAUGUGCUAGCAUUCCUGUGUGUGCUUCAGAGUCGUCUGUUCAGAGAACAAUCGCUUUAGCUCUUUCCUUUUAGAUUGCCCUAACAGCUGCAGCACAGAAGAUUUCUAACUUCACAUGAUAUGAAUCGUGAGAUUCAACUCAGACCGAAGAGCAGACAGGAGUUUGGAUACCCUUGCAGUUGAUUUUCCCAGGCUGGACAGAGCUCUGGAAACACAGGAGCAGUGCCCAAGGCUUUCAGUCAGAUGAUGCAGCAGAAGAACGCUUUUCCUGUUUGAUGCUGGAUAUUUAUUUCUAAUGAGUGAUCCAGUGCUUGCAGUACCGUGGCCCAGCACCAUGGUAGACGUGCCCAAUCCAUUCAGCCCGUUGCCCUCAGCGGGGGAAAUAGUGUUGGACAGCCCUCUGUGUGGGGAGCUAAUCAAGGAAAUAGAGGAGUUUGAGGACAUCUCUCGAUCCUUCAGCGAUGACACCUUCAACUUGCUGUACCUGCCUGACAUCCAGGAAUCCAACAGCUCUGCUUCUCUUGAUGUUUUGAGCCCAGCCUCUAGUCCAUCCUCAGCAGCCUCUGGUGCAGUCACAGGGCAGGAUGAGAUCAACCCCAGCCCCUUAAACCUCGAGUGCCGUAUAUGUGCCGAUCGUGCCUCAGGCUUCCACUAUGGAGUGCAUGCCUGUGAGGGGUGUAAGGGCUUCUUCAGGAGAACCAUACGCCUGAAGCUGGAGUACGACAAGUGCGAGCGCAACUGUAAGAUCCAGAAAAAGAACCGGAACAAGUGCCAGUACUGCCGUUUCCACAAGUGCCUCGCCGUGGGCAUGUCCCACAACGCAAUUCGUUUCGGGAGGAUGCCACAGUCCGAGAAGCUGAAGCUCAAAGCAGAGCUACAGAUCCCUGAGAAAGAGGAGAGAGAGACACAGCUGGAUGACUGGAAGACUCUGGCCAGCCAAAUCCAUGAGGCCUAUCUUAAACAGUUCCACCUGAACAAGGCUAAAGCACGAGGCUUUCUCACUGGCAAGACCAAUACACCGCCUUUUGUCAUUCAUGACCUGGACACACUACAGCAGGCACAGCCUGUCCUGGUCACCCAGAUGCUGAGUGAGGGAAGGGAGGACUUUGCACUUAUUGUUCAGGGGCAGGAGACUGAGGAAUGCCUCUUCCAUUGCUGUCAGUACCUCUCAGUUGAAACGGUCACACAGCUUACCGAGUUUGCCAAGGCUGUGCCCGGCUUCUCCAGCAUCGACCUCAAUGACCAGGUGACACUGUUGAAGUACGGUGUGCAUGAAGCUUUCUUUGCCCUCCUGGCCUCAUGCAUGAACAAAGAUGGGAUGCUGGCGACACGGGGCAGCGUCUUUAUUACCCGUGAGUUCCUUAAGAGCCUCCGCAAGCCUUUCAGUGAUAUGAUAGAGUCCAAGUUCCAGUUCGCCAUGCGAUUCAAUGCUCUGGAGCUGGACGACAGUGACCUGGCACUGUUUGUGGCUGCCAUUAUCUGCUGUGGAGACCGACCAGGACUGGGAAACGUGUCACAUGUCGAACGCAUUCAAGAAAGUAUCAUUCAUGCUCUGCGGCUCCACCUGCAGACCAGCCACCCUGACGACACCUUGCUCUUCCCCAAACUCCUGCAGAAACUAGCUGAUCUUCGGCAGCUGGUAACAGAGCAUGCUCAGUUGGUCCAGGACAUUAAGGAAAAACAGGACACUUCUCUCCAUCCACUACUGCAGGAAAUUUAUAAGGAUAUGUACUGAACAUUGAACUACAGGGUGGAGUUGGUGGUGUAGCUGGAUGUGAGGUAGCCUGUGUUUAAAUAAUGCCCUCCAGCUUCAGGACUGCAACAAGAGGAUUAACAGAUUAACCUGCUAGUGGUUUAACAGAUUAAUCUGCUCUGAUUCAGCCCCAGUGGCCAAACUUGCAAGCCCGUAGUUGUAUGCAGUGACUUUUACUCCACAAGUUGUGGAUUCACUACAGGGAAUGAUAAAGCUGAGUGCAAAAGUUUGCAUACCCUUACAAAUUUUACUAGUAGCCAGACAUUUAAUUUGUUGAGUUUCAUAGGUGUUUGUCUUUAAGUAAAAUAUCCAAAUUAUGUAUGUUAAUAUGCAAUACACACAAAUUAUCUAUGUUAUGUUAAUAUAUUAACAGUAAAAAAAAAACAGUAAAAAAAAAAAUAACAAAAUGAAAAACUGUAUCUCGCGUCCUUAACUUGUAAGCCCACCUUUUGCCUUUAUAAUUGCCUUCGACAUCCUUCGUAGCCUCUGACCAGCUUUUGGAUCUUCUCAGUUUUAACAUUGGCUCGAUAUCUAGCCCAGACUUUGCCCAUUAUUUGUUGACAUACCUGUUGACAUAACUCUUUUAGAUGUCACACACAUCUUUCUUCAGAUCACGUUUGGAGAUCAUCAUGCCAAAAAUGUUUCUGUCAAUUCUGCCUAAUGUUUCUGAUACUUUGGAUACACCACAUUUCAUAAUUAUGUUCUUCUAUUUUUUUUUGUAGAUAAAUUGUCAAACAGAUACAUUUAACUUUCUUCCAUUAAAAAAAAACAUAGGGUAUGCAAACUUUUGCACCGUUGCACUCAACUGUAUAUAUGGGUCUUUCAAAUCCGAGCAAACUGUGAGAACUUGUUUGAGUGAACAGUUAUUUAAUGCCUUCGGAAAGCAGUGUGUGCCACAUGGAAAAUGUAUUCAUACGUCUGUUCUGAAUGUGAAGUGUGAUUUUCAUGCCAUGCUCGAAUACAGCCUACCCACACAGCCAUCAUGUAGGACCAAUACCUCAUUUGAAAAGGCAUAAAGAAACAUGUAUAGUAGUUUUAUAUUAAAAUGUACACAGUGUAUAGCACUCCAGCUGUUAUUAUCAAAGGAUGUUAUUUAUUUUUGAAAAUAAGAAAAAAGAGUAUUACUUUAUGACUGAAUUGACUCAGAGGUAAAAUUGGGACUGCCAGCCUUUUGUGUGGUAAUAGCACAAUAUACUAAAAGCUAUAUUAUUUCCAGUUCUGCUCAGUAAUUACACAGGAGUAAAGUAUGUGAGUGUUUAUUAUUAUGUGAAUCAGGAAAUAUUAUGUUGUAUAGAUACUCAGGGACAAUCAGAGUCGCAUUUACACUAGAAUAAAUCACUCAUAUCACUAUGACAGCAGGUACACUACAUUAUAAGCACUUAUUUUAAGGAAAUUGCUUAUAAAACUGUUGUUUAUGGGGGAAAUAAUCAUUGUUUGUCUUUGUAUGUGAAGGAAACUUGGUUAAACUGAUUAAUGUCGUCUAACAGAGUAGCUCUAUAUUAAAACCUACUAUAAUUUAACAGUCUAGAAUCUGCAAACCA